Seriola dumerili (greater amberjack) is the source of this 687-nucleotide messenger RNA. Its product is annotated as voltage-dependent calcium channel gamma-1 subunit-like. Gene Ontology annotation, biological process: calcium ion transmembrane transport; regulation of calcium ion transmembrane transport via high voltage-gated calcium channel. The record is from RefSeq and is a predicted model, not a curated record. Bases 1 to 687 code for a protein of 228 amino acids. Lineage: Eukaryota; Metazoa; Chordata; Actinopteri; Carangiformes; Carangidae. The transcript is spliced from 4 exons. Gene Ontology annotation, cellular component: membrane; L-type voltage-gated calcium channel complex. Gene Ontology annotation, molecular function: calcium channel regulator activity; voltage-gated calcium channel activity.
AUGUUUGAGGAGCAGGCGACCAAGGUCAAGAUCACGUCUGUGGUGAUUUUGGUGGGCAUGUCAUCGAUGCUGGCGGCGGUGGUGACUGACCACUGGGCCGUGCUCAGCCCACGGGUGGAGAAGCUCAACGCCACCUGCGAGGCAGCCCACUUUGGCCUCUGGAGGCUCUGCAAGAAGAGCAUCUUCAUUGUGGAGGCGGACCCCCAGGGCAAAGGCUGUGGCCCCAUCAGUUUACCUGGAGCGAAAAACUGCUCCUACUUCAAACACUUUACAUCGGGGGAAGAAGCUGAAGUUUUUGAAGUCAAGACCCAGAAAGAGUACAAUAUCUCAGCAGCAGCCAUCGCCAUUUUCAGUCUGUUCUUCAUGAUCCUGGGCACCCUCUGCGUCACCUUCUCUUUUGGGAAGGGGCGGGACUACCUGCUCCGGCCUGCUGGGAUGUUCUUUGCCUUUGCAGGUCUUUGCAUCAUCAUUUCUGUCGAGGUAAUGCGCCAGUCUGUCAAACGUAUGAUUGACAGUGAUGAGACCAUCUGGAUUGAAUACUACUACUCCUGGUCCUUUACCUGCGCCUGCGCCUCCUUCACCCUGCUCAUCCUCAGUGGAGUCGCCCUGCUCCUCAUCUCCAUGCCCCACAUGCCACGUAAUCCCUGGGAGACCUGCAUGGAUGCUGAGCCUGAGCCCUUAGAUUAG